UGCCAGUUGGAUGCAGAACGCUUCGACGACCGAGCGAUAUAUCCACAGCCGUAGAAUCGAGCUGAUUAUACAUAGGCGUUCCAGAAAACGGCGAUGUGGCUAAAGACGCGAGCGGGAUCGAACGAUAGAGAACGAGAGAGACAGUCAAUUGUUUGGGCUGAAUGUGCUUAAUGAAGUGUCGGAUAUGUCAUGAGCACAGACAAUAAACAAGCCUUCGCAGUCCGCAGCAGAGCGUGUUCGGUGCAGAUGCAUCUGUGAGAUACAAGAAAUGCUCGGGAAAAGUAAAAAGUGACAGUGCGCCAGUGUGCCAGUGAAAAACCAGCAAAAUUAUGUAGGCCUGGUCGGAAUUGCAGACCUGGUCAGUAUCGUACACAUAUCCCGAAUCGUCCCUCGUGUUGAAGGAAAUGAGCCAGAACCUCCAAGUGAGCUACACCGCUUUGGGCAUGUCGGACGAUAAUCAAACCUGCAGCUACUCGAUGCCCUCGGUGGCGUCGCCCACCCACAACCACCGCCUGCAGCGCAAUGUCAACUUCAACGAGGACCUCAACGACCUGGCCGGCUAUCCCCCGCAGCAGCUCCCCCCCGCUCCGGCGGUCCGUCGCUUUUCCAAGUCCAUUUUCCAGCGACCGCGCUCGAUGUCCGUUUGGAGUGACAUCAGUCGCAGCAGUAUGCGCCUGGAUGAAAGAGUUCGUGUGGAGUACUAUGUGAACGAAAACACAUUUAAAGAAAGACUGCAACUCUAUUUCAUUAAGAAUCAGCGUUCAAGCCUGCGCAUACGAAUCGCCGAUUUAUUCCUUAAGUUACUGUCGUGUGUUCUCUACAUAAUACGUGUGAUAUUGGAUAAAAAUCCAACAUUUAUAACAUGCUAUGGCUGCGAAGUGGGCAACAAAACGGAGUUCAUCAUCUCGGCCAAACUGACGGAGGAGGAGUUCCAGGAGAGCCCCAUCAUAAACUGGGACGCCAUACUCUGGGUGAACCGGCCAACUGUGCUCUGGGUCCUGCAGCUACUUCUAGCCAUGGUGUCGCUAACGCAAUCCUUGGUUCUCACAUAUCUAGGCUAUAAGGGCAACAUCUGGCAACAGAUACUCUCAUUUCACUUUAUUCUAGAAUUAGUAACGACAAUACCCUUUGCACUUACGAUUGUUCAUCCUCCGCUGCGGAACCUUUUCAUUCCCAUUUUCCUCAACUGCUGGCUGGCCAAGCGAUCGCUGGAGAAUAUGUUUAAUGACCUCCAUCGUGCCAUGCAAAAGUCUCAGUCGGCGCUCUCCCAGCAGUUGACCAUUCUAUCAGCAACAUUGCUGUGCUUAGUCUUCACGAGCGUUUGUGGCAUCCAGCACUUUCAGCGCGCUGGUCAUCGACAUUUGAAUCUCUUUCAGAGCACCUACUAUGUGGUUGUGACCUUCUCCACAGUGGGGUACGGUGACUUUGUGCCGGACAUUUGGCCCUCGCAGCUCUAUAUGGUCAUCAUGAUUUGUGUCGCCCUCAUUGUGCUGCCCACGCAGUUCGAACAACUAGCCUUUACGUGGAUGGAGCGCCAAAAGUUGGGCGGCAGCUAUAGUUCACAUCGCGCCCAAAGCGAAAAGCACGUGGUGGUGUGCUCCACCACCCUGCAUGCGGACACCAUCAUGGACUUCCUCAACGAGUUCUACGCCCAUCCGCUGCUGCAGGAUUUCUACGUGGUGCUGCUCAGCCCCAUGGAGCUGGACACGACGAUGCGGAUGAUCCUGCAGGUGCCCAUUUGGGCGCAGCGCGUCAUCUACAUUCAGGGAUCCUGCCUGAAGGAUGGCGACCUGGCACGCGCUAGGAUGAACGAGGCGGAGGCGUGCUUCAUCCUGGCGGCCAGAAACUAUGCGGACAAGACGGCCGCCGACGAACACACCAUCCUACGCUCCUGGGCCGUCAAGGACUUCGCCCCGAAUGUACCGCAGUAUGUGCAGAUUUUCAGGCCUGAGCACAAGCUGCAUGUGAAGUUCGCGGAGCACGUGGUCUGCGAGGACGAGUUCAAGUACGCCCUUUUGGCCAACAACUGCACCUGCCCCGGCGCCAGCACACUGGUCACCCUGCUGCUCCACACAUCCCGCGGACAGGAGGGCCAGCAGAGUCCGGAGGAGUGGCACCGCCUGUACGGCAAGUGCUCCGGAAACGAGAUCUACCACAUUGUGCUCGGCGACAGUCGAUUCUUUGGCGAGUACGAGGGCAAGAGCUUCACCUACGCCAGCUUCCAUUCGCAUCGCAAAUAUGGAGUGGCCCUGGUGGGCGUGCGUCCGGCGGAGCUGCCGGAAUUCUACGAGGAAACCAUUCUGCUGAAUCCCGGGCCCAGGCACAUUAUGAAAAAGGAUGACACGUGCUAUUACAUGAGCAUCACCAAGGAGGAGAAUUCCGCAUUUGUCGUUAAUCAAAAUCAAACAUCGGACCCAACGGCAGCUGGCAAGGAGGGGGGCGUGGCCGGGGGCGGGGGCGGUCCCUCCUCGUCCGCCUCCCCGCACCCCGCGUCUGCAACUGCCAAUCCAACAACAACAAUAACAACAACAACAGUACAAGCAACAACAACAACAACAAUUAGCACAACCUUCACAUCAUCAACAUUACUAUCAGCAUCAACAACAACAGCAACAAUAAAUGCAACCUCAACCGCCGCAGCCGCACCACCACCAGUGCCGUCUGUUUGUGUGCGUGUGCCCCACAGUCCCAGUUACGAUAGUGGUGGUGGCACCACUAAUACCGGCACCACCCACUUGCAACCGUAUCCGUAUCCGCAAACGUAUCCGCAAUCGUAUCCGCAAUCGCAUCCGCAAUCAAUGCAAACACCAGACAGUGGCGAGUUUGCAUCACUAUUUGUGCCCAGCGAUAAUCCGACGGCUGUGAUAAUCUCGGACUCCAGGCAGAACCUCAAGGACACGACGGUGACCCAGACGGCGGCAACGAUAACCACAACGACCCUGCCACCUCCUCACCAAACAAUGGGAUCCCCGAGCAUGGCCGGUGGAUCGGGUGGCGGUGGAGGGGGCGGAGGCCUGGGUUUGGGCAGUGCCCACAGCAUGGGCACCUCGCUAAGUAUCACCCCAGCCACCCUGACCACCACGGGCAAUCACCUGGACGUUCCCUUUGCCAACAAUCCGAACCUGCUCAGUCCGGAUGUGCUCAACCAGCGGAGGGGUAGUAGACGUCCCUCGAUCCUGCCCGUGCCCGAUAUGUUCACCUCCUCCUCGUUUAGCAUCGCGGGCAAUGACGAUGGCGAGGAGGGUGACGAGAGUGAUGAUGAGAUCGACGACGAGAUGCCCUGGCGCUCGCCCUCCGAGAAGAUUGCCUGCUUGGGCGGGCACUUUCCACAAUCGCGCACCUAUUCGCUCAUCAUGAGCUCCUCGGAGGAUUCGUACCAGCGAGGUUGCAGCUGCUGCAAUGCCACUGCUUCCGCUUCCGUUGCCGCUGCUGCUGCUGCUCCUGCUGCUCCUGCUGCUCCAGGUUAUCCUGGCGACUCUCCAGGUGAAUCCGUUACUAAUGCUGACUCGGUUGAUUUCGCCACUGCCCUGCCAUCCGAGGAGUAUCUGCCGCAGUUGCGCAGGCGCGUGAUGAAAAAGAGCUACAGCUGCGACAGUGAGUGCCGUUCGGUGCCCGGAAUGGGAACGGGAACGGGCAUGGGCAUGGGUUUGGGUCUGGGCGGAGGAGCCUUGGCCAGGCUGGCGGCUCGCAGGCGCCAGUUGCAGAGAUGCUGCUCCUGCAGUUGCUCCACCACAGCCACCACAACAACAACAAACGCACCGGUGGCAGCGAUGGCGGCAGCAACGGCAAUGGCGGCCGGAAGUGGGGCAACGGCAUUCACGUCGAGCAGUUCCGUAGAGACACGUCGACCGGUGCGUCCGGUUUGGGUCUACGACUACUCCUGCAUCGUCAAGGGUUUCCCACCCGUGUCACCCUUCAUCGGCGUGAGUCCCACGCUCUGCUACCUGCUCAAAGAGAAGAAGCCCCUCUGCUGUCUGCAGCUGGCCCAGGUCUGCGAACACUGCAGCUAUCGAAAUGCCAAGGAGUACCAGUGGCAGAACAAGACGAUCAUCCUGGCAGCUGACUAUGCCUCCAAUGGCAUAUACAACUUCAUCAUUCCGCUGCGAGCUCACUUCCGAUCGAAGACCUCGUUGAACCCCAUCAUCCUGCUCCUGGAGAGACGGCCAGAUGUGGCCUUCCUAGAUGCCCUCUCCUACUUUCCGUUGGUCUACUGGAUGCUGGGCUCGAUCGACUGCCUGGACGAUCUGCUGAGGGCUGGUAUCACUUUGGCCGAAAGCGUGGUGGUGGUCAACAAGGAGCUGUCCAAUUCCGCCGAGGAGGACUCGCUCUCGGACUGCAACACCAUUGUGGCCGUGCAGAACAUGUUCAAAUUCUUUCCCAGCAUCAAGAGCAUCACCGAGCUGUCGCAGAGCUCCAAUAUGCGGUUCAUGCAGUUCCGGGCCCACGACAAGUACGCCCUUCACCUGAGCAAAAUGGAGAAGCGCGAGAAGGAGCGCGGGUCGCACAUCUCCUACAUGUUCCGUCUGCCCUUCGCCGCGGGAGCCGUGUUCAGUGCCUCCAUGUUGGACACCCUGUUGUACCAGGCCUUCGUGAAGGACUACGUGAUCACCUUUGUGCGCCUGCUGCUGGGCAUUGACCAAGCACCGGGCAGUGGAUUCCUGACCUCGAUGCGCAUCACCAAGGACGACAUGUGGAUACGCACCUAUGGGCGACUGUAUCAGAAGCUGUGCUCAACCACCUGCGAAAUACCCAUUGGCAUUUACCGCACGCAGGACACCUCGAAUGCGGACACGUCUCAUGUGAGUAACUCGCCGGUCGAGAGAUGGGGACCCUUCUCGGCCUUCAGCAGACAUUGUGUGCGCUUGCGUCCAUCGUACGACGAGGAGACCGGCACGCCCGACUCGACGAAGGACUCUACGGAAAUGCUGCGCGGGGUCACCUACCGUCCGCCGGGGUCGGCAACAGGUGGCGCCAGCAGCUUCCGGCCUCAGCCGCAGCGCCAGCGGUCGGUAAACUGCCUCGGCGGUUGCUCGGAGCGCAAGGGAUCAUCCUAUUCCAUCAACCUGGCCGACGAGGCGAGGGACAACCACGCUCAGCAGAUCGAGCGUGCCGAGAUUGCAAAUCUGGUCAGAAGUCGUAUGGAGUCCCUGAACCUGCCCACAAUCGAUUAUGAUGAUGUGAGCGAGAAGCGCAACCACCUGUCCUAUGUGAUAAUCAACCCGAGCUGUGAUCUCAAGCUGGAGGAGGGCGACCUCAUAUACUUGGUGAGGCCGUCGCCGUUCUCGGCCCAAAAGACCUUCGAGCGACACAACUCACGCCGCAAGUCGAACAUCUCGUUCUGCUCGAACAUAAACCUGGGCGCCACCUGCGGCCCCCAGAUGCCGCAGAUGAACAUGAACAUGAACAUGGCCAACACCGCCGUCGGGGCUGGAUCGCGUCGAGGAUCCGGCAUCGCUGGCUUGAACCCCAUGCAAAUGCAGAGCGUUCAGACCUUGGCCGGGUAUGGAUCAUCCUCGCAGCGCUGUAGCCCCCCGAUGCAGCAAAUUAAAUCGAAUUCUCUUUCUCUACCCGACAGUCCGACGGUGGUUGGCAAUCAGCGAGGACGGAGUAACUCAUUGCGGAUCGACAACGAUAUCCUGCUCCGUCGAUCCUCGUCCCUGCGACAGGGCCUUCCCAGCGUGGGCGUCAGCCACGGCCGGAGAAAGUCGUCGCUGGAGGAGAUCGGCAUAAGUCACUUCACCACCCUCAUGCAGGCAACGAACCACAGUAAUCCCAUCAAGAUAUCCCUAAACGGCAGCAUCGGCAUGGAGAAUCAAAUCUCCUUGCAGGUGACGCCGCCCGAGGAGCCCACGCCCAUGUUGGGUGUGCCAUGUGUGGUGGGAGGUGGCGGUGGAGGCGGCAUUAACCCAUCCGGAGCAGGCUCCUCCACGGGCGGCAUGCUGGGCGGCGGCUCCUCACUGGCCAUCAAUACCGCUGACCUGGGACCCGGACCCAGUACCUCUUCGGGCGCCAGUGGUUCACUGCAGCCACAGGACUCGCUGGGGCAGCAGUCGUCUCAAGUAUCGUCGCCUCAGCACUUGCAGGGAACGAUUGUAUGAUACAACCUGAUGUGGGGGCGCCGACUCCGCUCCUCCAUGUCGAAAAACAAAUGGAUAUAGAACACGGCCAGCACACACAGACACACCCGUAGAGAUAAGUUCUAGGCGAAGUUCAGAGCGAAAGUAUUAGGAACCCAACCAAAUAAACCCACCCACCCCAAAAAAGCUGUCUGUGGUGUGUGUUCCCGGCGAAUCCAUUUCGAGCCCCAUUAAGUUAGUAUCGUAUGUUCAAUAGAUCACUAGAGAGUGGCGCGUGCUUAUCAGUUCAUUCCUAGGGAUUACGUAUAGUUAUAUAUAUUGAAUAUUGCAUGUUUUGCAAUUAGUUUUAAGCUAAGAAUAUGUCGGCUUUGCACAAAGGAAGCAGCGUCAAAUUGUGUUUUGGGAACAACAAAUGUAGUUAAACUAUUGGAUAGGCGGGACGAUGAUUUAGCAACCUGUAUAACUGUAUAUAUCUGAUGCCUAGUUGUAAGCAUAUCCGAGAAGCCGGACGUAGCAAACUAUCAAAUAGAUCGGGCUUAAACGCUUAUAUCCAUGUAUAUACCUUAGGUAUGAGCAUUUAGUUGGGCUUCAGCUCGGUUUAGCUUCCCCUUCCUUCGGGAGGAACUUCCUCCGACCCACGUAAACCCCAUAUAGAUACAUAUAUGAAGGUGCUAUCAAUGUCUUGUACUAUACACACAAUUAUAGGAAGGGAGAAUGAGAAAAACAAACCAAGAAAGUGAAACGGUUUUCAUAACAUAAAUUGGAACGGGCUUUGGUAUACUCUAAUGCUUUACAAAAACCAACAGAAAUAUGUAUACAUAUAUAAAAAUAAAUCAAAGAAUUUGUAUAUAAACUAUAAGUGUAAGAACCAAAAUUGCAUUCAAGAAAAACCAAAUGAAAACAAACUAUUAGGACCUAAUGAAAAUACUUAAUUCGAAAAACAACAGAAUCUAGAAAUAGAGCUAGAGUUAACUACUUAAGGCUAGUUUGGACCGAGGAUCGAGUACCGAGUAUCGGCAACUGUACCAAAUUCUAUGAGCUAUAUGAAACGGCGUUCGCAGCUAACACUACCCUGUAGCAUAGUGUCAGGCAACGCAACCCACGUCCCUCUAACUCAAUUCGAUCCCAGCUUAGGCUCUUCGGGAAGUAGCUAAAGCAAACAAAGUACCUACACAACCACAUACCACAAACAUCCACACUCACUUAAUAAUGUUAGUUAAAGCACUUACGGCAGUUUUAUAAGGAAAUUUUAUUCAACGACGACGAUGAAAUGCAUUCUAGUGUCUCGAGAGAAUACCUAGUUAAGCUUAUGCCUAGCACCCCAGAAACCUAUUUAUAUAGAUCUGUAUACUUCUGUAUCCGCAUGUCUGCAACCACAUACACCACAUAGAUCAAAUCAAUGUCUCAAUGUACAAAAGUAGUUAACUAAACCGCAUAAGGCAUUGGCUGCAGCAUUAGAGAUAAAUUUAGUGCGGACUAGGGUAUAAACUCGCUGUAAUAUUUAUCGGCGCCAUGCUCUUUAAGGCAUGCCGAACAGAACUCACAAUAAACUCAAACUAUAGUUGGAAAUAAAAAAAUUGGAUUUUUGAUUAUAAAAUAGUAAAUAUUAAAGGUUGGUUACUAACACAUGGCGUGCUUUUACUGACUUAUGCUUUUUUGGUUCUGCAAGCAGUUAAGAUUGCCCUUAAAUUAAGGGCUUAAUGAGAUUUUUCAUAAUGUUUUGUUUUAUUUCCGAAAGUUGGGUU
Messenger RNA from Drosophila takahashii, 7822 nucleotides. RefSeq names its product slowpoke 2 (gene SLO2). Gene Ontology annotation, biological process: potassium ion transmembrane transport. Gene Ontology annotation, molecular function: outward rectifier potassium channel activity; intracellular sodium-activated potassium channel activity. NCBI's taxonomy places the organism in Eukaryota, Metazoa, Arthropoda, Insecta, Diptera, Drosophilidae. Gene Ontology annotation, cellular component: plasma membrane. The record is from RefSeq and is a predicted model, not a curated record.